AUGGCAUGCUGUUGCGACUCAGGCACCGCCUUCGGCGCUGCCCUCGACGUCACCUUCGGCGUCUGCAGCAGGGGCCAGCUGCGAUCAAGCCUGGCUCGCCUCGCCACAACGGGGCGCACCCUGCCCCUACGUCCAUGGCGCGCCCUGUUGCUGGGAUCCUGCACGCCAGGAGCUGCGGGGAACCGGUGUGGGGUCUAUGUAAGAAAUGCGGGCCUCUUGCGGGGCAACUGGUCACGGCCUGUGCUGGAUUGGUUCAAUACAGCGAAGUCGAACGCCAAGCAGCGGCAGGACGUCGCCCGGCACCUGGCAAAGCUCCAGCUGCCCUCCACGGCGACCGUCUUCGACUUGCACAGGCGCCAUGUGCUGGAUGUGAUUCGCGCACGCGGUUGGGAGGUUGAUUAUUUCCUGUGCUUCAGCGCUCUCUCCCCCGAGAUCCUCCGGGAGGAGAACAUCACGGAGGCCUGGGCCUUCUCGUCCCGAAGCCAGUGGCAGCGCAUGGCGGGCUGCCUGCGGCGCGUGCGCGUGCGCGAGGACCGAUGUGGCGGCGCCCGCUACUCCAUCUUCUUCCGGCUCCGUGAGACCUUCCUGGCGCUCACGGACGCGCCGAAUCUCACGAAGGCGCUCCCGCGGCCGACGGCGCCACAAGGUUGCGUCAUGGUGCGCUUCCGGGGCACCCGUGGCAUGUCCGGGGUGACCAACGACAUGCACUCCAUCAGCCCCUGCGACGGCUGUGUCGGAGAGGGCAUCCGGACACAGGUGGGCAUGAUGCUGGACGACAUGGUUCAGGUGGUCCCACGCCACCUGCUGCGGUUUUUCGAGCCGGGUGCUGAUGGUCCGGUCGCGUAUCCCCCAUGGUUCCAGCACGGAAGCUACGACGAGGGCUCCUUAGCAAAAAGGACCGUGAAGCGGGGAAUCCCGCUGUGCUCCCUUUCCUUCCGUGGCUGGCCGCUGGGAUCCACCGCGCACAAGUUCUUCCUGACAAGAUCUCGGUCUUGCGACUUCUUCAACGGCGCUCCGCGGACGAUCUGCGGCAAAGGUGCGCCUGUGGACGAGCAGCUGCAGAAGCUGCCUCACCUUGAUUUCUUGGGUCCGCCCUCAUGA
This is a messenger RNA of Symbiodinium natans, 1101 nucleotides long. The record is from the annotation of a GenBank genome assembly. Lineage: Eukaryota; Dinophyceae; Suessiales; Symbiodiniaceae.